CGACGAGGAUGUGGGUGCUCAAAUCCGUACCCUAUAAUUCAUUGGAUUCGGGUUUCGACUCAAUUUGGGCCAUGAUCUAUGCCGGCCCAGUCCGCUGGUUUGACCCAACCCCUUUCCAUUUCCCAUUAACGCGAUCUAAAGCUCAAUAUUGAAUUUGAAAAUACCUGUUGCCGCUCUUUUUCCUCGCUGUUCGUGGAGCCCUAGCUGUCCCCGUCUCCCAUCUCUCUCGCUGCUCUGCCGACCUCUCGGUGGCCAGCAAGAGCCGUAGGAUCAGUCCAGCCAAAGGAGCAGGAGAAGCGACAGCAAAGCCAGCAGCGGCGACCACAGAGAUAAUCAAAUGGCACAAGCAGCAAGGCUGAAUCUGAGGCUGCAGAAGGAAAUUAAGCUGCUCAUGACUGACCCACCUCAUGGAGUCUCCCUUCCUUCACUAUCUGAUAACCCAAACCUACCGUCUGUAUCACUUUUAAGCAUUGAGGCCCAGAUUGAAGGACCUGAAGAAACUGUAUACUCCAAAGGCAUUUUCACUGUCAAGAUUCAAGUACCUGAAAGAUAUCCUUUUCAACCACCGAAUGUGACCUUUGUUACACCAAUUUACCAUCCCAACAUUGAUAAUGGAGGCCGCAUUUGUCUUGAUAUUCUCAAUCUGCCACCAAAGGGUGCAUGGCAGCCAUCAAUGAACAUUUCGACUGUCUUAACAAGCAUUAGAUUGUUACUGAGUGAGCCCAACCCUGAUGAUGCUCUAAUGGCUGAAACUAGCAGGGAAUUCAAGUAUAAUAAACAUGUCUUCGAGCAAAAGGCCCGAACUUGGACAGAAAGAUAUGCUAAUCCUGGCUCUACAGGGAGAAGUAGUGAUCAUGCCCUUUCGACCAGCCUGAACGUGGCACCAUUGGAACACAUUCACGAAAUUCCAGCCAACGAGAUCCACAGGAGGCACAAGAAGCUUCGCCUAACAUGUCAAGAUCUAUCAACAAACCCAACAACACCUACUGGAAUCAGCAACAAUGAUGAAAAUCAGAAUGUAGUACCUACUCAACAGCGAUCUGUAUCGGACAGGCAGCAAACAGGUUCAUCAAGUUUUGAGUGGUCGCUGUGUGCCAGUGCCACAAUUCACAAAAGAUCUCUUGAUGAGCAUGCUGAGGAAGCUGUGAAAGAUGAUCCCAAGCAGGUGGAAGCAAGUCCAGAAUUCCUAGAGACAAUCAUCAUAUCUGACAGUGAAGAAAGUGAUGAUGAAGAUGAUCCACCCUCACAAUUUUUGCGAAAGAAAAUAGUUUGAGAUAUUGUCUUAGCCUGAGCAGAAAAGAGAACAAGAAGCACUGUGAAUCUAGCACAAUUCUGAUCCCGAGCUCAGUUGUAAUAUGCAAAGUUGUAUUCAAAUCUUUUGUUUUGAGGCAUUGACAUGAUGUAUAAGUCCAAACCCCAAAAUGUUGCUAUGUAUAUGAUGUGAUGCCUUUAGAACAACUA
Musa acuminata AAA Group (dessert banana) is the source of this 1461-nucleotide messenger RNA. Its product is annotated as probable ubiquitin-conjugating enzyme E2 37. The coding region runs from base 338 to 1273 and encodes 311 amino acids. NCBI's taxonomy places the organism in Eukaryota, Viridiplantae, Streptophyta, Magnoliopsida, Zingiberales, Musaceae. The transcript is spliced from 7 exons. The record is from RefSeq and is a predicted model, not a curated record.